Messenger RNA from Caenorhabditis auriculariae, 11489 nucleotides. Lineage: Eukaryota; Metazoa; Nematoda; Chromadorea; Rhabditida; Rhabditidae. The record is from the annotation of a GenBank genome assembly.
AUGUCUUACCCUCAUCCAACGGCUCCUGUUGAAGAAAAUCCGCCACCGGCUUAUAAUGAAGCUUAUAAUAUAGGUAUAAUUAUUUAUUUUUUUAUUUUUUUGAUCGAAGUUUUUACAUUAUUAUCUUUUUUUAUUUUUCUAUAUAUUGUAGGAAAUUCGAAUCCGCCGACAUACGAGUCUUUGUACGGCCAAUUUCGACAAGUCGACAGUCCUUCGGGCCUUUUUACCUUCGCGAAACGCACUUCUGACGUCGUUUGCGGAACGUGUGAGUCAAUUUGUUUGAUUCAUAUUUUUUUUCCAGUUAGCUUGAAGAAACCAUUUAAUUUUUUAAUCGUAGCUGUGUAGUCCCGCGAAAGAGUUGUAUGGAUGCAAAUUUAUAUUUUGUUGUAACUUUUUUUUCUUUCAAAACGAAACUUCUCAAAUGACCUGAAAAUAGUGAAGUCAAAAGAGGCUUUAAAAGAAAAUCUGGAUCAAUUUCAGCGAAGUUUCAAGCUGUGUGUAGAAAGAGAACAUAUAUUUUAAGUUAAUAUUUUUUUUCGUGGUGUUACAUCUUAAUUAUUUUUGCUAGCCUUCUCAAAAAAAGGGAUAAAUGUAGAAAUUUAGUCUUUGAACUUGAAAAGAGUUAAAAAUUUUAAGGUGCUAGAAAGAUAGCGAGAACUUUUUUUUUCUGUUUUGUCAUUGCCCGCGGCGAAAAAAGAAAGAAUCCAAAUAAUUUAAAUUCUCCACCAGCUUGAGAGAAACUUUUAAGUCUCUUUUUUUUCCGCGAAAACUUUUUUGCUGGUUCUUAAAAAGACUCGUAUAGAUUACUAUCCAUCAAGAAAAAACAAAAAAGUCUUUGAGCCUCCGAAGCAUGAAAAUGUUUUGACGAUGGUUUUGAAAAGAUAACGCGAAAACCCUUCAAUGGUUAUCCGAAUGGCGGUGACUUUAACGCAACAUCGAACGGUCGUUGUAAAAGCGUGUAGCCUUGGAGAAUUGAACAGGCGCUGAGAAAUUCUGUCAACACAGAUGGCAAUCAAACGGUUUCCGUUUUGACGAACGCCCUGUUGAUUGGAAGAAUGUUAAAGAUCGAAGAAGACCUGGCGUUUACAGUAUAACCGGCCAGAUGGUCGUCUGAACGCCGGAAGCUUUUUGAAGAAGCCGAUUCGGAAGUUUUUUUCUUGGGGUGGAUUGCGUCAUUAGAGAGAACACCUGUGGGAAACAACAAUUAUCAUUUAACCAAUACAUAAGAAUGGUUAACAUGGAUAACAAGCUAUCUAUUGUUUGAAAUAAUGCUCCGAAAUAAUUUUACAAGGCGGCUGAAUUUUAGUCUGAUCCACUGAUUUGAAUUUAUAUCAGAGAAAAAAGGAGGUUUAGAGCUCAUCUUUUAUUUGGUUUUUUUAAUUCCAUUUUUUUAAAAAGUUACAGAGAAAAAAACACGAAAAAAACUGCUUCUGAAUUAGAAAUUUUAGAAAUCUGAAUUAGAAAUUUUAUCUACCGAUUAAAAUUUCUUGAUGAAAGCUCGAAUGAAAUAUGAACUUUUCUUUAUCAUUGAAAAAAAUAAUUAACUAAGAAAUCUGAAUUAUCGAGGUUGAAAUCCAAUAAUAGUGUAAGUGUGUUUUUUUCAUAGAACAUUUCAUUAGGAAUUUAUUUUUUUCUGAAUCGAGGUUUUUUUUAAUGAUUAAAAAAUAUUUUAUGGUCCCUUGAAACCAUCAAAAAGAAAAACUUUUCUCCGUUUUGUUCUCCAAUUUUUUUUCUCCAAACUUCUGAUAACCGUGUCUGAUAUCCCGGCAAUAAAUCAUCAAGCGCAGUGUGAUAUCACAGCGCGAGGUGUCAGAAUUCGUUGAGACGGUUUGGCUUGAAGGCCUAGCAGAACGGAUGUGAGAUCAACGUGUAAAUCUAUCCCAAGGUACUCUGUUUUGCUGAAAUUGAACCUUGAGGGCUUCGGUUACGAGGCGAACAUUUUGAAGAGUUCAAUCAACUUGUUUUGAAAACUAUGCACUUUUUGUGGGUCACUUCCGCAAAGAUCUGUGUGAACCGAGACCAUUGAUUUCGAGGUGAAGAAAGUGUACUAUGCGGAAUUUUCUACCUAUUGUGAAGAAUAAAUUAUGUAUGAGAUGAGAGUGAAAUAAACUGUUUGCGGAAAAGAUUUAUAGUUCGAAACGUCUCUGAAGCUUUAUCUGCAACUUGGCUAAAUUUUUUCAAUGUUAGGGUAAGUUUGUUUUAGAGCAUGGGAUUGGAACGGUAGCAUUUCUGAGAAUGAGUUUGGAUCCAUAAAAUAACGCCUAGAUGGAUCAAGAAUUAAAAAAAAAACAGAAAGAGUAAGUAAAAAAGUUUUCAGUGGGCGCAGCAAUUAUUCUCGCCUUCCUGAACUUCGUGCCUCUUACGAUGAUCAUCGUCGGCGCCAUCAACAAGGAGAACUGUGAUGCGAACCCGAACAUCCCGACGUGGAUGAUCGUCACCGGCGUCAUGACAAUCGCCACACGCUCUCUCGACUACUUCAAACAGAUUAUGGUUUCUCAUUCGAAAUUUCCAAGUGAAGUUAUUUAUCUCAGACGAAGGUGAAUCACACAGAGUCGGCUCCCUUCGGAGUUUCUUGCCUCCAAUGGCUCAUCAACGCCUUUUUGUUUGUCUGGUGAGUAAAUUGGUUGAUUGAAGUCGUUCUCAAAGAUUUUCUAACGAAAGUUUUUUAAAUGAUUUUUAGUCUUCGCUGGACUUAAAUCAGAAUAUAAAAAAGAGAUCCCUUGCAAAACUCACUGUGGCCACUGAAAAAUAUUUCCUUUCCGAUUUUUGAACAACCUUCAUUUAAAUCCUGAGUGCGAUACAAGGAUGUUCAAGUGAAAAGCAGCAACUUUGGUAAUUUCAAGCAUUUUUAUUAUAUUUCCACAUGCACCGUAAGCUUACCGUAAGCUUACGGUGCAUGAGGAAAUGUAAUAUUUUAACGUGCAGAAAGUCCCUUCUCACCAAAAGACAAAAUGUUGCAUGUUUCGUGUUCAACCAUGUCUACAAAACCAUAGUUAAACUUCCAGUCUCGCGUCUGGAAUCUAGUCGACUUCAGCGAUUCUUUAGAAACAGUAAGAAGUCAUUCAGAAGUACACCAAAGGUUUGAGGUUCAUAAUCGGUUGCGUGUGGGUCUUCGGCGCCUACGGCCAGCGAGCGCACUGCGAGACCUGGACCUACGCGAUCUCCUUCGCGUUCAUCGUCGUCACGCUGGUCGUGCUCGCGUUAUCCGCCUUCUGCGCUUGCUGCUGCUGCUGCUGCGUCUGCUUCCGCAGCUCGUCGCAGAACUCCGACUCGUAUCGCCCUUCCAGCUUUGCUUGAUCAAUUAUCUUUCUUCUUAAUCAUCAAAAGCAUUCGAGAAAGGUCUCAUUUUGCGCCUGGCUCACUUUAUCGACUUUUUUUGUUCCAAUUUUCACACGUAUUAAAAAAAAUACAGCAUGCUGUAUUCAUUUCCUCCUUUCGCUUCUUUUUUUGGUUUUUAUUGCUUUAUUACACUCUUACAAAAGCUCUCUAUUGUCCAUAUUUCAUGGUCAAAACGUGUAGAUGUUAAAUUUGUGUCCGGAUCUUACGGGGCUCUCCUGUUUAUUCUAUCUUUUGUUUUUUUUUUAAUAAUUCCAAUUUUUAUCCUUUGGAUGUACAUUUUCAUUUUGUUGAUAAAGUUUUUUUGUUGUCAAAUUUUUUUAAGAGAGCAUCAUUGAACAAAACUUUCCGGGGUAUCAAUUUUCUCUUACAUUGGUCGAAAUUCUUGAGCUUUGAAACUGAAAGUGAAAAAAGAAUUCAUUGUGUUUUAGUUCAUUCUAUGUCAGCUUCAAAUAGCAUCAUAGGCAGCAACUGAAUUUAGCAGAACGCACGCCUCAAAGAAACUGUCGUCGAUUAUUGUGUCAGAGACGCAAACAGCGGAUUUGACGCUAGUUCGAAAGAAUAUCAAGUUUUUUUGGUUAUUUUCCGACUUAUGUCUUUGUUUUUUUUAUUAUUUUUUUGUUCUGAAAAAGUUUGUUUUUUUCAAUAAAAAGAAACGAAAAUAUUUCGAAAUUCACACCGAUUCUCAAAGUUUUUUUCUUCUUUUUCGUCGCUCGCAAAAAAAUUUAGAAUCAAUUGCCCCUGAAAGGCUGAUGAGUGAUUCUUACAAUUUUCUCUACAACACGUCGCGAAUUCGCCCUGAACAUCGAGAAAUUUCGACCUUUCCAGGUGAUCCGAUGAGUCACGACCUUCCACGAGGAUGGAACCUAUUCGCGGGAGUUUCGAAACGCGCAGGUGUUCAUCGGGAUUUCGCUAUUAUCGUGUCAAGGAAGAGAGCCAAGGCCUUUGGGGCACUCGAUCACCUGUCUCGGAAGCCAUCUUCUUUUUAGACCACCCAUCUGCCGUCGGUUCACUUCUCUAGAUGCUUCGUUGGUCUUUCGAGUGUCCAAGUGGGUCUAGAAUCUUUUUGUAGUUUCAAGUGCAUGAAGAAAAAAGGACAGCGUCAUUUUUCUGCGUGUUAACUUGAAUUUCUUUCUAUUUGCCGGGAGACGUCCUUCAACUGAAAUAGUCUGUCUACGGGAUACUAGAUUAAUAGUCCAUUUUUUGCUGCAACGCGAAAAUAUUCAAUGAGGAUCUUCACUCGGUUAGCUAGUUAUUAAAAAAAAAGAAGAGUUCAAGGCGCCUCUAUUAUAUUUUCGUUCCAAGUUCUCAUUAGAUGGAGUAUAAUUUAGCUCCUAGCUUGGGCAAAAACAAUCUAUCCAAGGGUUUCAAGCAAUGAUAGACACAAGGAAAGGUUAAAAAUAGAAAAAAAAAAAUAGAAAAAAAAACUUUUUUGUGAAACGUCAACUCGUAGUAAGGCGCCGAAUGUUCAAAUAAUUGGACAUUUAUUGACUUUUCAUAAAUUUCUCAUAUUAAUUUGGGUAUUAUUAGGAGGACUAUAAUCAUUUCGAUAUCAAAAUAAAGCAAAUUGUAAGCUACGCCCUUCUCCUGUCUUCUUCACUCAAUUGUACCACCUAAGAACGGAAAUACGUUUCCGGCAGAACUUUUUUGGAGAGUUCCUUGAUUCAAUUUAAAAUCUGGUUUCUAUAACUGGUUCAUUGGUGACUUAGGGAAAAAGUUCCAGAAUUUUUUUAUUUAUUUAUUUCACUCAACACACAAAAAUGAAAUAUAGAAUAGAAAGUACUCAAAGAAAGGCCCAAAGACAUUUUUUUUUUUUUGAAAAAUUUAAAUAAUUCAGGCAAUAAUAUUUUUCAACGUUUCUGUUCUUUUAAUUUUAUAGUGACUGAAAAAGCAAUUUUUGCAACGAACGAGGUAAGUGAAUACUUUCAUUGUUCAUGGGAACCACCGGUGUUCAUGUUUCUUAGCCCUAAGUACACGGGUUAUUAGGGUUAUCGAGUACAUCUUUCAGCGUUAAAUUAGAUCAUUUUCGAGUUUUUGAAUUGAAGAUUUUGUUCUUUGGUGGCGGAAACGACUCGGGGAUCGUUUGUAAUUGGAUUCCCAAUUUUUUUUUUUCGAAAGGUUGUACAUUAUUUAAAAAAACUUACAACUGUUUUAUUUUUUUAAUGUGCCUAAAUUUUUUCUUUUCAUGGCUAUCCGUUGAACUAAUUCUUCUCGUAAGGAGAUGAGAUCUCCUAGUUCUACCCAAUAAUGCCUUAAAUUAUCUCGCGGAAUCUCGACACUGUGAGGCAGCAGCUCCUGCGCGGCAACAUCAUAAGAAGCGGAAUUCCGCAGAUGCCUGACGGAUUCAACGCCAACGACGAAGAAAAAAAUCUCGCGCUUUGAUUUACACGCGGACCUCGUCGACGCGUCGCCGGAAGCGAUUAUUUGGACGCCGUCCGAAUUAUAUCACCAUGAGAAGGACUCGGCUACGGUGACUCAAUUCGACGGAAGUGAUGACAGACCUUUUUUAGUUCGUUCGCGAUUAGAAUCGAGGUUGUUAAGGGCAGAGGCACUAACGCAUUGUUCAGAAAUUAUCGGUUGAGCAAUUCCAGAAAACCAGUCGUUUCCUAUUAACCAGGUUUAAGAUUUUUCGCCUUCUCUGUACUCAGUUGUAAAAUCAUUCCUUUCUGCAGAGUCCCCUGCAAAAACUGCUUCGUAAUACCAAUAUACUCUGAUAUGCGCCUUUAAGCACGCCUCGACUAUGGAAUCAGAAUUUGAAUAUGUUCUGGACUUUUAUUUUUCCAACUUCAUUACCUUAAUCAUAGCCAAAAAUAGUAUUUAAGCCAUUUUCAGAAAACUUUUCAUUGGUGAUAUUUCGAUUGCUUCAGUUCAAACAAUAAACUGCUUUCAAUCAAUCAAUAUUUAUUGGUUGUUUUAGUCCGAUGGAAUCGACUAGGCGGUUAAAAAAUUGCUCUUUUGAGCGGCACUAACACCGCCUUUGGCGAAAAAGAAGUCAAAACGUGUAGUCGAUUGAAUUGAAAGCAUGGUCUUACGGUCCUUCGCCUCGUUCUUCCACAAGUAGAUUCCUCAGUUUCGCGGGUACGGGCACGGCGGUGAUGAUGGGGCUCGGGCACGGACUCCGUGUCCACUCUAGGGUAGUCUCGGCCGAUUGAGAGAGCUACCACUUCGAGUGAAGAAAAUACACGGAAUCCUUUAGGAAAAAAAAAAUCGGUAAAUUAUUUCCACAACCAUGAUUAUUUUCAAAACUUCAGUCAUUUCCUAUUCCGGAAUUCCCGUUUUCGUAGCCAUACCAAUAGAUGUGUGCUUGGACUGUCUUUCGGAUCCUCGGUACCUCGCUUCCAACACAUUUUGGCUUUGUCCUGCCUCAGAGGAUCGGAUCUCCAGACGAUCGACUUCAAAAGGACCGACGGCCACCUAUGGCGCCGCCCAUAAAUUCACGAUUCUCGUAAAUCCAGCGACGUUUUUCGCGUCGGGCCAUCCUCCUAUUUAAAAUUGCACUUUGCUGUCCUUGUUCCGGACGGAUUCUGGGCGGAGCCAAGUCCUUUCAUCCCGUCGUCUUUAUAUGAGAUCUUCUGUCAGCUCCUGUCACAAUUUUCCGACCUCUGAUUUAUACAGGUUUUGUAGUCUUUCUUAAAUUGCUCCAUUCGUUCUCGAUCCUUGACGUCUUUCCAUCAUUCUCGUUGGCGUGAGUUAAUCGCCGAACGGUCUAUAUAUAUAAUGUGAAUAGUUCCUGAAACAGAUAGUGGUUUGGGCAGAUCCUUUCAUUCCCAUUCAAUCCUUCUGGCGGAAUAAACUUUUUGGCGAUAGAAUUGCUUUCGGAAUUAUUUCCAUAACCUCUGCCGGCCAAGCAUUUUUUCAGUGUUUUUUGAACAUCACUCAGAUCAAGUUUCUUUUGUGCCUCAGCCACCCACGCAUGUUAGGUGAAUGUCCUCCCACCGUCUCUUUCCGAUAAGAAUGCAAAUUUGACGACGUCAACGACCUCAUCAGAUGCCUUUCCUCGCGUUCACGCCUACGCUACAUCUAGCAUCAACCUAGAUUGACCGAUCCUAUGUGAACACGAAAUUGUUGCCAACGCCAUGCUACAAACGAAUUUAUAAGUCGAGGAGAAAAAAAAAACGAAGCUUGAUUAUAUAGUGUCUAGUUCAUCACCACCUUGGCUUUCCAUAUGAAGACAAGUUCAAAAAUUGUUUAGAGAGUUUGAACUAUGGAAAUUUUCGCUAAUUGGCUCAACAACUCUUCAUGUAUUAGGUGAAGACUCUGAGAGUUUCAAAACGCAAAACUUCAUAUUGUUUUUUUGAAGAUUGACGCUUCAAAAAAACUCUGGAUUCUGAUAAAGAAAUAAAAAGUUUAAAGAUCCUUCCAUAACCCAUUUAUGCAGGCUGAGCUUUCCAGGUUUGCUUGCAGCAUAGUUUCCGAUGUUGCGAACCUUUCCCAGACGAUGAAAUUCGGCAAAGAGAAGAUCUCCAACUGUCGGACUCGAGCUGAACCUUUUCCUACUGAGAGCCACGCCUCGAGGCGUUUUUUGACGUCGCCGCCGCCUUGUCUGCCUUGCGACGUCUCGAUUUCUUCGUUCCUCCGUUCGUUCAAAGUCUUGUGCCUGACGUCAAAUCUGACAGUAGGCGGGUUCACGCCACGCCUUCUUCUUCUUUGAAUUUUUUGGUUUUCCGAAGGGACAUCCCCGCCUCUUGUUCAAUCCAAAUGUUUGCGAACGGCGGCGGCAAGUCUCGCUGUUACCGUAAUCCACGUGGGCUUCCUUCACCUAGGACCAACUUUGUUGAGCGAGCUACUAUUUACUUGGGCUCUCACGUCGUUCAACUGCUGUCUCUUCAAUUUCCUUGCUUUACUUCUUAUUUUAGAGAAAUCCUUUCUACUUCAUCCUUGGAACUUUCUUAGACUUAUCCUCAUCUUUCUCUCGAGAAAAACCCUAAGGCACAGCUUGCUAAUAAUUUCUGAUCCUGAGUCAUAGAGAAAACAAUUAAUCUAAUAGUUAUCAGUAAUAUUCACGCUUUUGUAGUGAACUUGAAAUUCCAGAUCUGACUACGUCUUAAAGCUUAGAAAAUCUUCAUUCAAAGUACAUUGAAAACAGCUGGAACCAUUCCUUUUCGGUUAAGUAUGACUUCCGCCAGAGGCACUCAUAACUUGAGAACGUUCGCUUCCUUCAGCAAGUUUUACAUCCAUUUUUUGUGAUUUAAUUCAUACGCUGGAGAAAACCUUUGGAAUUGAUUCUGAAAAGAAAAGAAAACGUAAUGCGUUUUUAAUAAGCUCUUUUUAUAUGAAAGCACUUAGAAUUUUAGAAAGCUUCAGAAAAAAAAAUAAAUCCGAAUAGUAAAGAACAGAGAACGAAAAAAAAGUAAAUAAAUAAAAAGAUGACGAAAAGAAGUUAGAAGGCUUUGAUGGCCGUGUCGCGUCACCUUUUUCGUGAUGUCCUGCGAGCCGCCCAUUUCUCUCAAUCUGAUUUCUCCGACUUCUAACAGGCGCCGCCCUCUUUUGGAGUGGACACCACGCACUCACGCCGUCUCUUCUUUUUCCGAGCUCUUUUUCCAAUCAUUCUCAAGUUCAAUUUUGACAAAAAUAGUUUGACCUUUGUGUUUCGUCUCUGUCAUUUCAGUUUUUUUAGUUUCUCUCUAUUUAUUUAUUUCAUGCAGAUCUGGCUAGUCUAUGUUUUGAAGAUUUCGCAUUUUCAAAUUCGUUUUUCUCUCUUCUGAAGUUAAUUAAUGGCGGCUUGGUUUAAAACUGGAUUUUCAGCACCUCCUACUUGAAUCAAUUUUUUUUUUCUCAGACAGAAUUUUUUAAAAACUUGUGAAAUUGAAAACUUUACUCAUUUUUCAAUAGAGUCAAAAAGAUAUUGAUAUAAGAUAAAGAUCAUUCCACUUGAACUUGUAAUAUUUGAUGAAAUUCUGACUGAAAAAUUUUGAGGUAGAAUAUUUGUGAAGGUUCGAGGCUCCAGAAUCAUUAUUAUAUCGAAAAGUUUUUAUCGCUAAUUUUAAGAAAAUCGUCAAGGGCUCUCUUCUCUUGUCCGCUCUUCUCCAAAAUGUUCCACUUUCGACAAAUUGUGUGUAGUCUUGGAUGACACUCUGGUCAGAUCUAUUAGAGUUGCUCUAUUUCUCGCUAGUUUAUUUUAUUACCCGACCCGAUCUAGUAUACCCUCAGGCCUUAUACAGUCAUUUUUAUGUGACAACCCGCCUCGGUCCUUUUAUAUCGUGACUUUCUGCGACAAAGACGCCAUGAAACGAUUGGUCGAAUCACCCGGCGAGUCGAUAAAUCUGGACUGCACGCGAAGGAAGGCCCGCAACACAAACUUCCUUCGCGUUUUGCGACUUCCGGUAUCCGCGCGGACAUCUUUCUCCACUACCGUCACCACCUCUACCGCCGCCUCCAGGCGUUGAAGACGUCGGCCUAAUCUGAUUACCUCAGCUGAGAAAGUAUCGAUUAUCGGCUGUUGCUAAUUGAGAAGUUGCGAAUCACCUUUCUGAAGACAAACUUCUCGGAGCUUUCUUUCAAACUGAGUUCUUUUGAGCAUUUUUCACGCUGUCUCUUAAGUUUCCACUUUUCUGAGUGCAUAGUCAAUCAUCUGAUAGCUAGUGCUUCGGAUUCCCGUGAAAAAGUUUUUAAUGUGAAUGAAACGGACCACUUUUGAUAUUUAAUCAUUUAGCUUUCGUUCUUUGUUUCCAGUUUUAUUUCUCAGAGUUUCAGCUGGAUUCUUGUGAACUUCAUUGACUUCAUCUUCACUUUAAGAAACGAAGAUAUAAUAUGAAAUGUUUGAAGUUUUUGCCGAGGUGUUUGAGCAUAGGAAAAUUUCAAAAAGCUCUUUAUGCUAAAAUCAAUUUUUUUGUUACUUCGACGACGAUUUUUGAACUGACUAUUGAAAUCGAUAAUUAAGUUUUAAUGAAAAUAACGAAUAAUGUAUUCUAGUCAUCUUCCUUUUUUUCUCCAUUUUAUGUGGCUGAAGCAGUUUUGGCUAUUCUAGGCCACACUGCAAUGAACUUUCUCAUGAUUUUCUAACCAGCUCCAGCCUUUCUUCCAAGUUUUUCACAAAUUUUUCGCAUUUAUCAAGCUCCGUAGACUUCAUCGGAUCUCAUCAAUGGAGCAUUCUGAACUUAUCAGCAUCAACCUCAUCAGCCCAAAAAGGAACUUCGGAAUGCCCCGCUGAACGACAUAACGGAUUAUCUUCAACGGUCUGCAGGCCUGUCCGAACCGAUUUGUCGCGAGUUAUUCUUGUGGCUUCCGUUCUUCCAACCGUCAGGCCACUUCAAAGACGCCGCACUCAACAAUUACAAUCAACCCGUUUUUGCAUCCGUUCCUCAGUCCUUUUUGCGGAGUUUGAUCGCGAAAUUGGCGCGCUUGUACCUAGACUCUUGCAUGCCGUUCGCACUUUCCAAAGAUCAUUUCUCGAGUUUGUACUUGAGUGGGCCAGAUAUCUCGGCCGGCUGGGUUACGAUAAUCAUGGUGCCACCAAUGAAGAUUGCAGCCGAAGGUCAAUUUUUUAUCCCUCUCAUCUUUUCCCCGAGUGUUCUUACAGUUAAAAUUAUAGUUUUCUUGUCUUUUAGAUUAGAUCCUCUCAUAGGUCGAAGCUUUUUUUUCCAAUUAUUUUCUUUUGGCACUGAAGGUUCACUCAAUGCCUGUCAAUGAAGUUUAACGGAGGAUUCCCCGCAAUAAGGUAUUCAAUUCGCAUAUUUCAUUAUUUUUUCCUAGAUAAAAUAUUCAUUUUUAUCUUCUGUAAAAGCGCCUAAAAUAAAAUUUCAUAAGAAAGUAGAAGAAAUUUUGGACGAUUGACUCGAGAAAACUUUCCAUAGUUCAAAAAGAAGCCGCGUGGAGCUAUUCUUUUCCCCCAGCAAAGCCAGCUUUGAUGUGUUGAGAUUCAAAAAGCUCUGUAGAGGUUGGUAGAUGAAGACUUUUUUUAAACAGCACAUUUUUGUACUACUCUUCUUAGGACAGACUUCAACGUAACCUUCUAAGUUUAUCAGCACUGAAAAGAAUUAUCAGUGCUACGGUAGAUGAUAUAUUGCAAUAAGCGCACUCUCAACACCAUUGAUUGAUCGCUGCUGGAUUGACAUUUCUCGAAAAUCGCUUCAGUUCAUCUGCGCGACGUCUUCUCUUUCUCCUCGCUCUCGCCGCGUCGACGUCUUCGGAAGAAGGCGAUGACGACGGCGUAG